AUGUUGACGAGCCGGUGCAUGCGUUCGAUUUCCAAGCUCUCUUCCUCAGCGCGCCUUGUGGUAAGAGCAAACUUUAUAUCAGUGAGUUUAUAUAUCAGCUCUCAUUAAUUUAGGCCUUCUUCCUGCAGCGCCAUGCCUCAAGACUUCAGCAAGGAAGCUGUAAAGAAGGUAAAACAUUACAUAAGCCUUACCGCACGUGUAUACAUAUAGUGUGUAAGUUUGGACUCUUUACUCCGGUCUAAAAUUUACGAUGAUCUUUGAUUUGCCCAUCUUCACAGGGAUUAAUGUACAGAUUGGAUUAUUAGGUAGAUCGUCCACGGGUGGUCAGUGGUAAGUAAAAAUUUUGAUUUUUUUAUGUCUAUGAAGGUUGCCUUUGAGGGACUGGAACUACAAUAUAACUACAGCUAGUUGUCACCAACACCAUUUUCAGGGGUUCUAAGCUGACGUUUCGAGUGUCGUGUUAGAAACUACUGAUAGUGGCUAAUUUACUUUAUUAACUCAUUUGAUGAAAUCUAAUUAUCUUGUUUUACUCGCCCACCAACGCAGCACCACAGUUUCUUUAGAAACUUGCUCACUUCAUUCAUUUUCAGGGGUGAUUUGUUUCGGUUGAGGAACCACCAAUUGAAAACAUUCCCAGUUCUCUACAAAAAACAUGCAAAUUCCUUCACUCUGCACAUGUAAUUCUACUUAAACUGCAGCAAAUUGACCCACCAACUCCUGUGAUCUGAUCAGUAUUGUAAUCCUCCCUUCCAGAAGCCAUACUUUUCCUCAUGAAAUAGUUUGGAGAAUGUAAAUCAAAUCCAAACCAUGUUAUUACCUAUACAAAGUAUAGGGCUGUGUGGAAAUCUUACCUAACUCCUCCUAGUUUUUCCUGCUCUUACCAUAAAUGACACUGGUGUUCUGCGACUGAAAACAAGUAUUCACAACUGUCUAAGUAAGUUUCUUUUUCUUUUGUUUAAUAGCUUAGCUGCACAAGGCAAGUUUGGCAGGCGCUUCACCAGGAGUAUUUAUGCGACAACAGUAGCAGGUAACUGACAAAGUGUAAUCUGUUUUCUCUCAAGAUCUGAUUUGUUAUUAGUUAUUUUUCCUGUAAUACUGACACAUUUUCAGUAAUUAGUAUGUGAAGGCCAGAAUAAGUGUUACUCCAAUAAGUUUUACCAUAAUUGAUGUAGUGUUCUCCUUUUCAUGUUGUAACUGGUCAAAUUUACUGCUUGUAUUACCUCUUAUUACCGGCUUAAAUUGCUUGGAAUUCUUGGAAUUUCAUGAGAAAAAAAAUAUUGCACUACUGGUAUGAAAAUUAAGCUACCUGUCAUGCAAUUAGGGGAGAACACCAUUAAUGCAAUCCCUGCCAGUGCUACUACAUUUACUGCUGUUACUACACUACUACAGAACUACUGUCACUGCUGCUGCUGCUACUGUAGCUCUACAGAGCACAAACCGUAACAUUCCCAUAUUGCGAUAUAUAGUUCAACUACACUUUCAAUUGGAAGAAUGAAAGUAAAUAUCAAAGACUGAUAGUGCUAUUUGAUUACCAGCUGAUUUUGCCAGGAUACCAGAGAUGAUGGCUAACAGUCUAAUUGAAGCUGCUGGAGUUGAUGCUGGUGUAGCUGAUGAUGAUGACGAAAUGACGAGUUCGGUAAAGAAGGGGAAACAUAGAAGGAUCAAUUGUGGCUGGUGUAGCUGAUGACGAUGAUGAAAUGACAAAUUCAGUAGAGAAGGCGCAACACAGAUAGAUUAAUCAUGGUUAUUAACAAAGGAUAAAGUGACAGUGAAAUGUGAUGGGAAGCUUUGUCAAGCACUGUUUUAAAGUUUAGGUUCAUAACGAAGACCCUGCACAAUUCUUUUGCCUAUCCUGAGAGCCUCAGCUUUCUUUUUAAUCUCAUUUUAUCAAACACUUUUUUUAGCCUUUGACGAAAGUAUGAGAAAGGAGUUUCUAAAUUUCCAAUGUAUGUUUAGACAGUUUAAGCUUGCUGAUAUAAAAAAAAGGUGUUGCAUGUGUAGUAAUAUUUUCAAAACUCUGCCCUGAUAAGCAAUAAUAAAACAUGUCAUCUUGCUAAUUUAAUGGAAUUUACAUGAAACCAGAACUAGCUCAAGAGAUUGAACUCCACAGGCUUCAGGUGUUCUUUCCUGAAGAGCAAUAAGCUUCUUCAUAACAUUCAUACAGUUAUUUUUGUUUUGUCUUUUUUAUAUCUUGUCAUUUCAGCAGUUGUUGACAGAUGAAAUCUUGAAUCACCUGAUUAGGAGAGAAUGUGUAGUCUUGCAUUGAGACUUGUGCUGGUAAAUUUCUGUUACAUACAGGUGUGCUGUGUUGUGUUUUUAUACCCUCAAGCCUUUUUGUUGAAAGCUUUUUUCCCUUUUCUUCCUAUGCCAGUCUACUGGAAUGUUGAUGAUCAGUAAUACUAGUGUAAUUGGCAUGAGUGCUUUUCAUUUCAGGGAAACUGAACUUCUUGUACCUCAAUAGUGUAUAAUAACACAAAGUUACAUGUUUUUAAUUUUUCUCCCAAGAAAGUUUUGGUUGUUUGAAGGGCACUAAUAGACUGAAAACUGUAUCUACCUAAAGAAAUUUUGUCUGGGUUGUUUUAUAAAUACAAAACAAAGAAAAACUGGUAGUUGUGUGGUUUAUAGGGAAUUUAUGAAUGAGCAUGGAGUCUCACCAACACAUGGCAGGGGAUAAUGUCCAUGGAAAUCGCUGGUUUUGUGUAACCCUCGUUAAACUGAAAAUAAAUACAACACUUUCUUUGUGAUUGUAAGGGUUUUGGUUGUGGG
This is a messenger RNA of Pocillopora meandrina, 2766 nucleotides long. The record is from the annotation of a GenBank genome assembly. NCBI's taxonomy places the organism in Eukaryota, Metazoa, Cnidaria, Anthozoa, Scleractinia, Pocilloporidae.